Vanrija pseudolonga is the source of this 1648-nucleotide messenger RNA. RefSeq lists its product with no specific name. Gene Ontology annotation, molecular function: hydrolase activity, acting on carbon-nitrogen (but not peptide) bonds. The transcript has 7 exons. The record is from RefSeq and is a predicted model, not a curated record. Bases 1 to 1401 code for a protein of 466 amino acids. Lineage: Eukaryota; Fungi; Basidiomycota; Tremellomycetes; Trichosporonales; Trichosporonaceae.
AUGACAGCUCAUCCUCGGAGACAGUGGUCCCCGCCGCGUUCGCAGCGUCCACGGCCCCCGCCAGGCGGCGACGUCAACACCAUUCCUUGGAUCCCGGCACCAGCCCGUCCCAUCGUGUUCAAGAACGCGUCGGUCGUCGACGUCGCAAACAACACUGUGAACAGGUCACAGACUGUGGUGCUCGAGAACGGAGUGUUCACCUCCGUGUCACACAAUUGGAACGUCGUCGUGCCCAACGCCAGGGUGUUCGACCUCGAGGGGCUGUACUUGUGUCCCGGGCUGGUCGACUGCCACGUCCACAUCAACAUGUCGGACGGCCGUCCAAGCUCAGGCUACACCGAGCCGCACCUCCGCGCGACCUACACACUCAAGGCGAUGCUCGCGCGCGGCUUCACUACGGUGCGCGACGUCGGCGGCGCAACGUUCGCACAGGCGCAGGCAGUCAAGCAGUGGCUCACGCCUGGACCGCGACUCUUCCAAGGAGGAAACAUUCUGUCACAAACCGGAGGGCACGGCGACCCGCGUUCGCGCGAGUCUCCCGCCGCGUCGCUCUGCUGUGCACCGGUACCGGAGAUGUCAGUUCUCGCGGACGGCGUGGACGCCGUGACGCAUACCACGCGCGAGUUGAUGCGCCAGGGUGCCGACCACGUCAAGAUUUGCACCUCUGGCGGUGUAUCCUCGCCCACCGACGCGCUCAAGUCGGUACAAUUCUCGCCAGCCGAGAUUCGUGCCAUUACCUCCACUGUCGCGGACAUGCAGGGCACGCUUGUGACCUCGCAUGCGUACACUGUGCCCGCUAUCAGACGGGCGGUGGAGAAUGGCGUGCGAGGCAUCGAGCACGGUAACCUGCUCGACCGGGACACGGCCAAGCUACUCGCGUCCACCGGCACGUUCCUCACCCCCACUCUCAUGAUCUCGACGGCCAAGGGCCGCGCACCGUGGAACGACACGUUGCCAGACUACAUGCGUGAGAAGAACGCCAAGGUCCGCGAUGCCGGCCGCCGGGCGAUCCAGAUAGCAGAGGAGGAGGGUGUGACCGUGUGCUUUGGCACUGAUCUGACCAUGGGGAUGGGAUACCUCCAGUCGGAAGAGUUCACCCAGCGCGCGCAGCUCCUUCCAUCCCACCGCGUACUCGCGCACGCGACAACCAACGCCGCGAAACUCCUAAACGACGACAAGAUUGGCGUCAUCGCGGCCGGAGCUUACGCCGACUGCCUCGUCCUCCCCACUAACCCUCUCGUGGACGUCCGCGUGCUCGAUGUCGGGGAUGACGGGCGGCACGGGGGCAUCUGGGGCGUGGUGCGCGAUGGCCGGAUUGUCGUCGCGCGAGGAGAGUUUGCCGAGCUGGUGGAGGAUGUCGGUGGUUUGGACGUCGUGCUUGGCAUCGACGAGGCCAAGUAAGGCUCGGCUCCCAUUGAACGCCGAGUCUACUCAUGCGUCGUAUGCAUCAAGCUAUCCACCGGAUGCGCAGCAAUGGGAGCAGGAAGGUAAGGCCGAACUUCGGCUGCUCAGCUCCCAUCGGGAGAUGGGCCCUUCCCCCCUGUAGCAUGAGGGCUCUACAUAUCCUCGGCACAUCCCGAGCCACUCCGACAGCCUGAGCCGAGUACAACCCACGGCGACCAGCAACUCCCCUUGAAUCGAGCACGGC